Messenger RNA from Saccostrea cuccullata (small rock oyster), 1568 nucleotides. Its product is annotated as THAP domain-containing protein 10-like. Bases 379 to 1347 code for a protein of 322 amino acids. The transcript is spliced from 5 exons. Lineage: Eukaryota; Metazoa; Mollusca; Bivalvia; Ostreida; Ostreidae. The record is from RefSeq and is a predicted model, not a curated record.
UGGGUAGCAAUUCUGUUAUAUGUUUUAGAACUCAGCGAAAUAAAACCAACAAAAAAAACUGCAUCGAAAUCGAUGCAAGUUUAACGGAGUUAUUUGGGGAAAACCCAAAUUCACACCUGAGCGACUUUGUGAAUCGCGCGGUUUUGGUCCUUGGCACCCACAAUGCACUAGUGUGACGUCACUACAUGGACCGACCAUUUUGAAAACAAAGGAGAGAGUGAAUUUUCGAGGACGUUUUUAGAGCUUUAUUUAUAUUUCUAGUGACUUUUGUGAACUUUUGUUGUACAGCGAUCGUAGUAUGUAGUGUGUAGUUUGUUUAAAAUUAGUUUUUAGAAUUUUUUCCAUUGGAUUUUUGUGAAAUUUUCGUGUGAACUGAGGAUGUCGGAGACCCCCGUCCCCAGAGCAGAUUCCAGAGGAAGACGAUGUGUCGCGGGCGGCUGCAGCAACACAAAGAUAGAGGGAAUUAGCCUACACUACUUUCCCUUUGACAGACCUGCCGUUUUGCGAAGAUGGAUACAGUUUGUGCAACAGUACAGACGAGAUUGGAAGGGUCCCUCGAAGACGUCCACGUUGUGCUCCGUUCACUUCACUGAGGAUGCGUACCCUGCCAAGUACAAGAUUAUGGAGUCGAUGGGAGUGACAGUAUCCAGAAAGGACCUCAAUAAGGAUGCCAUUCCUACACUGCAGACGAAAGUGGACCCUUGCACCACACCGGCAUUGGCACUUGGGAAACGGAAAGCCCAUCCUACGACUCCUCUUACUAGCACCCCGAAGAAGCCUAGGAGGGCUUAUCUCAGGAGGGAAUCCAAAAGAAUAGUAUUAGAGUUUGAGCAGGCAAGGAGAGAGUCCAAGUCCGACACCCUAACUGAAGCUGGCCGUGACAGAUGUAAUCCCCAGGGGGUUGAAGGCACACAGACAGAGCAGCAGAGGUCUGACGAUACAUGGCAGCAGGGGUCGGGUGAUGCACCAGAGCAGCAGAGAUCUGACGAUAUACCAAAGCAGCCGGGGUCUGACAAUACACCAGAGCAGCAGAGAUCCAUUAACACACCAACCAUUGAAUUAGAUGAAGAGAGAUGUACCAUUGUCGUAGAGAUGGUUGCAAAAGAGACAAGGACUGUAGGGUGCCAACGCUCCUUGACUAAGCCAAUGAGAAAGUCCCACUACACCCAAACCAAAUGGAAGACCAGCGACAAAGUGGUGCAGGCAGGUAAUCCUGUGAAGACCAGGGAUGUUGGAAUUGCCUGUGAACUUCUGCCAGCUCCUCCCCUAAGACGACUUGGAGAACCAGAGACACCUGUACUACAUGAAGAGUGUGCUGACACAACGUUCCUCUAUUGGUACGGAUGACGGUUCAGAUGAGGAGGACGAAUCAGUUCACGACUCAUUCAGUAGCAUUGACUCAGAAGAUUUGCUGGAAGCCGACAGAGGGGAUAGGAGAGGAAUGAAGUUUAUAGUGUACCAUAGUCAACUCAUGGAUCUCUUUGCGACAUGCCCAAGAUGUGCCAGCCCAUCCUUGGCAGACAUCGUUCACUCAAAGGGAACCUUCAUUUCUGUUCGUCAAGAGUGUG